CGUCCACACACCACCACCCCCCACCCUGUUGUUUCUGUAAUCGAGCGUCGAGCUGCAUGAUUUGCACCUCUGCAAUUAAGCACGUUCGGUGUGGGAUGGGAUUCUCGCUAAACACCGCAAAGCUGUCAUAUACACGGAGCUCCAGCCCCGUCGCAUCCCCCACAAGUUGCUAGCGUGUGUGGACAGGAGCAAGAGGCGGGCUUGUUUAUCAAAAAUGACUCGACAUGGCUGUGUCGUUGACUCAACAUACACGGCUUCGCGAACGACACUGGAAGCCAUAACCAGUUGAGAGAGUGAGGCGUCAAAUCAUCUUAAUGAAAGUCAUAAGUGGGGUUGGGUGGCCAUGGACCCAUUCAGCCAGCUUAUUCUCACCAUCUCGGUGACCAGUUUCUUCACCUUCCAGUGGCUCUUCCACAAAGUCAGCCCCUGGAUGUCCGUGCGCAUCAGCCCUAGCUUCCUCAGUCUCAGUGACAAGCAGAAGGUGGAAUGGAACUCAAGGACGGUGUCAACGUUUCACGCACUGUUGGUGGGAAUCUUCUGUCUCUACAUCUUGUUCUUUGAUAAUGCCGUCAAUGAAGACCCAGUCUGGGGAGAUCCUACGCUGGUGAAGACUAAUGUUGCCAUCACAACAGGCUACCUCAUAUCUGAUCUGCUGCUAAUAUUUUUCUAUUGGAAGGCGAUAGGCGACAAGUUUUUUGUAGUUCACCAUCUGGCAGCGUUGUAUGCUUACUACUAUGUACUGGGCGAAGGAAUGUUGCCUUAUUUUGCUAACUUCCGUCUGCUUGCUGAGUUUUCUACACCAUGUGUGAACCAGCGCUGGUUCUUUGAGGUACUAGGUUAUCCCAAGUCGUCCCGGCCCAACAUGGCGAAUGGUGUUGCCAUGGCAGUAGUCUUUUUCAUGGUCCGCAUCGCCGUCAUGCCAGUCUACUACAUUCGUAUGUAUGUGGUCUAUGGCACCGAGGCCUUCUACCUGGUGCCCUGGGGUGGCCGUGUAGCCUGGAUCGGCUCCAGUAUCUGCUUGGACAUCAUGAACAUUAUGUGGAUGCAUAAGAUCGCCCGCGGCUGCUACAAGGUGCUGCGCUCAGCACGCCAGAGCAAAGCCUGCGCGCCUCAGGAGAAUGGGAAGACGGAUUAAGGGAACUGGGGUGUCAGUGGUGAGGAAACGCUACAACAGAGACAAAAUUAUGUCACUCUCAGUGCAUUGUGGAGCAGCAGCUUGGACACUUACUGUCACACCUGGGACGAGUGAAAUUUGAGCUUUUUGAACAGGCGUUGAGAUGUACCGAUGGACCGUUUAACUGGCCACCCCUAAGCCAUGAAAUGACCUCUUAGCAAUACUCUGUGUGCAUGGCCACUUAUUUUUCUCUUGAACAAUUUACCACUACGCUAAAGUGUUCGUUCUGGGACAACGGACUGCUAAACCCAACCACAAAUUGUCCAGAAGUUUACCGUUCUUUACAUAAGUAGUGUUCAACAAAAGUAAAAUGUUUUUUUUUUAUAAUUAUUAUUAUUACUGCUGCCUGAGUCCCACAAUACAAAUGAUGAAAUAUGAGUCAAUGUUGAUGGUGAUGCAAAUAUUUGAGGGAACCUGUUAAAGCGAUUCAGUGAUUCCUCAAUGAUUCGUCAUUUAUCAGAUGCCUGUUGAGGAGAAGGGUCGAGCAUCUCUUCUUCCUCAGUAAAUCUUGAAGUAAAUUUGCAGGGACUUGACUGACACAAGAUGGGAUUACAUCAAGUGCAAUCACCGAUAAGAAUAAGUAUGGAUAAAUCAGUUCAUCACUCACCCACUGUCAUUUAGUUAAAUCUUUAAUGCGUAACUUUUUAAUAUUAAUGAAAGUCAAUUACAUUCAAGCCAUUGCCAAAUGCUAAUUAAGACUAUCAACUCCACACUACUCUCUCUGUAUUUCUCAGUAUGGCUUUGUUUAGAAGAUUGUGUUGUCCGGCGACUUUUGCGUGCAAAAACUCAAGAAGAUAAUUACCUCUUCUGAAGAGUCUGUCAUUUUUUCUUCUUCUUCAUCCUCCGUGUCCUCCUUGGCUACU
Molecule: messenger RNA, 2037 nt
Organism: Perca flavescens (yellow perch)
Lineage: Eukaryota; Metazoa; Chordata; Actinopteri; Perciformes; Percidae
Gene: tlcd4a
Product: TLC domain containing 4a
Exons: 7
Coding region: 344-1135 (263 amino acids)
Biological process (GO): lipid homeostasis
Cellular component (GO): endoplasmic reticulum; membrane
Source: RefSeq, a predicted model, not a curated record